UGCGCUGGGUCUGCAUAAACUACAUACUACUACUAGGGAAAGGAUAACUGAUUAAUGGAAGCCUUUAUCCAUCUGUUUCUCUACUCUUUCUUAUUCUCCCUCUUCAGAACCUCUAUAACACUAGAUACUACUAUUACUCCUAGUCAAUCUCUCAGAGAUGGUGGCACUUUACUUUCAGCUGGCGGAUCAUUUCAAUUGGGAUUCUUUAGCCCAGGUAAUUCCAAAAGUCGAUAUGUGGGAAUAUGGUACACAAAAUCUUCGGAGACAGUUGUUUGGGUCGCCAACAGAGAUGCUCCGCUUUACGAUCACUCAGGAGUUCUAAAGGUCACCGAUGAUGGAGUUCUUGUGCUUCUUAAUAGCACGAAUGGUACUGUUUGGUCAUCAUCUAAUACAUCAAAAACCGAAGAAAAUCCAGUUGCACAGCUCUUGGACAGCGGGAAUCUUGUUGUCAAAGACGUGAAAUUUGAUGAACCGGAGAACUUUAUGUGGCAGAGUUUUGAUUACCCUUGUGAUACAUUCCUACCGGAAAUGAAGCUUGGAUGGAACUUAGUAACUGGUCUAGAAAGGUUUUUAUCAUCUUGGAAGAGCGCGGAUGAUCCUGCUCAAGGUGCGUUUUCAUUACGGUUAGAUCUUCAUGGGUAUCCACAGUUUGUUGCUAUGGAGGGAUCUCAAAUAAAGACUAGAGCAGGGUCAUGGAAUGGCAUUCAUCUUACAGGUCGUGGGUUAAAAUCAGUCGAUCUACAAUUGGAGUAUGAAUUCGUGUGGAAUGAGAAGGAGGUCUAUUACGGGUACAAAAUCCUAAGGAGUUCCGUUGUCUAUAGAUAUGUGUUAAACCCAUUAGGCAUUGCACAACGAUUCAGAUGGAUGGAUCGGACACAGAAAUGGGAGCUUUUCUCUACAUUCCAGGCAGAUCAGUGCGAUAAUUAUGCCUUAUGCGGCGCAUAUGCUACCUGCAAUAUCAAUCACUCUCCUGUAUGUGCAUGUUUGGAAGGCUUCUUACCCAAGUCUCCAAAAGAUUGGGAUUCAACAGAUUGGUCUGAUGGGUGUGUUCGAAGGACUCCUUUGGAAUGCAAUAACGAAGAUCGCUUCCUGAAGCGCACAGGGCUGAAAUUGCCUGACACAUCUUCUUCUUGGUUUAACAAGACCCUGACCCCCAAGGAAUGCGAAGAAUUGUGUUUGAAGAACUGCUCCUGCACAGCAUAUUCAAGUUUAGAUGUCAAGGGGGGAGGAAGCGGUUGCUUGCUUUGGUUUGGUAGCCUUGUUGACAUUAGAGAAUUCACCGAGGGAGGGCAAGAUCUCUAUAUAAGGAUGGCUGCUUCAGAAUUGGAUCAUCUUGAGAAAAAGAGGCACUCGAGCAAGAAGAAACUAAUAGCAUUUAUAGUCGGGUCAGCAUUUCUAGUUGUGGGAAUGACAAUAGUUGCACUGGUCUCAUUCAUAUGGAAGAAGAAACUCAGAAACCAAGAAAUGACGAAAAGAAAUCAAAGGAAGGAUUGUGACAAUGGAGGUGGGAACAAUGAUAUGGAGUUACCGAUAUUUGAUCUGGCGGCCAUAGCUAAUGCCACAAAUAAUUUUUCAAACAACAACAAGCUAGGAGAAGGUGGCUUUGGCCCUGUGUACAAGGGUAUAUUGUCAGACGGAAGAUAUAUAGCUGUGAAGAGGCUUUCAAAGAAUUCUGGACAAGGACUGAAUGAGUUCAAAAAUGAAGUUAUCUUGAUUGCAAAACUUCAACACCGUAAUCUUGUUAAGAUUCUCGGUUAUUGCAUUCAAGAAAAUGAAAACAUGUUAAUCUAUGAAUACAUGCCCAACAAAAGCUUGGACUCCUUUAUUUUUGAUCAAACAAAGAGUAAAUUACUAGAUUGGUAUAAGCGCAUCAACAUUAUUCAUGGUGUUGCUAGAGGGCUUCUCUAUCUUCAUGAAGACUCUAGACUGAGAAUUAUCCAUAGAGAUCUCAAAGCUAGCAAUAUCCUUCUAGAUAACAAUAUGAAUCCAAAAAUUUCGGACUUUGGCCUGGCUAGAUCAUUUGGGGGAGAUCAAAUUGAUUCCAAGACCAAUAGGAUUAUUGGAACACAUGGUUAUAUGUCUCCUGAGUAUGCGGUGCAUGGACGGUACUCGAUAAAAUCUGAUGUAUUUAGCUUCGGAGUUUUAGUAUUAGAGACAAUGAGUGGGAAGAAAAAUAGGGAGUUUUGUCACCCAAGCCACGACCUUAAUCUUCUUGGACAUGCAUGGAAACUGUGGAUUGAAGACAGGCCAAUGGAGUUGAUUGAUGAAUUGGAAAGUGACUUGUGCACUCUAUGUAAUGUACUACGACACAUUCAUGUGGGUCUGUUAUGUGUGCAACAAAAACCAGAAGAUAGACCAAACAUGUCAUCUGUGAUUCAAAUGUUGACCAAUGAGAGUUUAUUGCCUAGACCAAGACAGCCGGGUUUCUUUACCAAUCCACUUGAAGCAGUUCCUUCAUCUAGCAAGCAUGCAACUUGUUCAGUAAACAGAAUCACCAUUACAUUGUUGGAAGCACGGUAAAUAUCAUCAAAUUGAAAGCAAAAACAGUGAGUUCUUGUUUUUAAUGAAUUUCUAUAAUUAAUAAUAGUUUCAGUUUAUUUAGAUGAACAAAAAAGGUCUAGAAGCUGCCACUCUUUAGGACAAAAGGGUCAAAAAUAUAAAUAGAUUUGGCUUAGUGCAAGGCUGCCCCUACUGUGUUCAUGUUGUUUAUUCAUCUAGUAGAUUAGUCUUUACACAAAAGACUAUAUCAUGCGUUUCAGAUUGUGUGUUCUUCUUUGAAUAAUUUUAGAAUCAAUUCCUUUUACCAUGUAUAUAUAUACUAUAAAUUUAAAUCUAAUUUGUCACCAGAAAUGCAGUUAAAAGGUUGCAAUUGAAAGUUUUGAUUUAGCAGAUGCCAAAAACAGAAAUCUAUUGGCCUUCUUUUACUGACUAAUGCCGUGUCUUCUACAUAUCUAUGUAACUUUGUAACUCUUCUAUAUUAUGCAUAUAAUGUAUAAUGAGCCCGUCAGUAGUUGGGUUUAGGGCCAACUGUAAUGAUCAGAGAGUUAAAAUGUUCUAUCUAUUCACUAUAAACAAAUAACUGUGAAGAGCCUUUUUGGCAAAUUGCACAAUGGUGGAGAGUGUGAUGGCAGAUGUUUUUGGACAUCUACAUCUCACUUCCUUGAUUCUGUGAUAAAACAGAGUUUUAAAAUAUCACAAGUAGGUUUUCUAGCUAAACUUUGGCGGGUUCACUAGAAAUUUUCUAACACAUGAAUUGAUCGCAACACAUUACUGAUAUAUCAUUCAGUUCCAAUGCUCACCGCUGCCAUAUGGUGUACUAAGUUAUAAACAAAAGUAGGGAGUGAGGACUAAAAUUUAUGAGCAGAAUAAUAUUAUUUUUGUGCCUGAAUUUGGUUCCAUCCAUAUAAUUGGAUAGUCUCAAUAUAUCCGAGGACUGCAUGUAUAUCUCUAAGGAUAUUGAAGGAAUACAUGUUUUUAAGAAUAUUGAAUUGUUAACCCAUCCAUGGAUGAAUUCUGCCAUUCAAUGUGUAACCAAGUGGUCCUGACUGAUAUGCUCUUCUCCCAUCCUCCUUAUUGGACUCUUCUUACCUGAUGUCAUGUGCAAAGCA
Molecule: messenger RNA, 3608 nt
Organism: Alnus glutinosa
Lineage: Eukaryota; Viridiplantae; Streptophyta; Magnoliopsida; Fagales; Betulaceae
Product: G-type lectin S-receptor-like serine/threonine-protein kinase At4g27290
Exons: 7
Coding region: 55-2520 (821 amino acids)
Biological process (GO): recognition of pollen; protein phosphorylation
Molecular function (GO): ATP binding; protein serine/threonine kinase activity
Source: RefSeq, a predicted model, not a curated record